AUUUGUAGCGCCCUCUAAAACUGGAAAGCUCGAAAAGAGGUUACCUUUUGAUUAAAAAUUGCUACACAACGCUAUGAGAAACUAGUGAAAUUGUGUAAAAAUUUCGCAUUCUAUGUGCCAGGAAAAAUAUUGUUGCAGCAUUAUCGCUUGAAAUAAGUGCAAAAGAGGAAAAAUGGGAGAUAUAAAAGCUUUCUUUCACGAGUGGUGUGCGAAGAACGGAAAAGAACCGUUGUUCGAUGUCAGAGUUACAGGACCAAGGCACAGGCAACGUUUUCUUUGCGAGUUGCAAGUGUCCGGAUUUGACUACGUCGGUGCGGGAAAUUCGACUAAUAAGAAAGAUGCGCAAGGAAAUGCAGCUAGAGAUUAUGUAAAUUAUUUAGUUCGCACAGGCCAUGUAAAUCAAAAUGACGUGCCGCAAGACACCGGGUCGCAGCAUCACAAUAAAAUGCAAGAUAAUGCAACACCAUUGGUCUCGACAUCGGUAGCGAAACCAGUGUUCCAAGAAGGCAUGGGACCAAACGAGAUCGGUCAGGCAUACAGGCCAUACAACGAACACGGUCACAAUAAUUACACAUACAUUGACAGAUUGGCAGAUAGCAAGAAAGUAGAAGAAGCGGAAGAUGUUGAUGUUAAUUCCAGUAUACACGGAAACUGGACUAUAGAGAACGCUAAAUCGAAACUUCAUCAGUUUUUACAAACCCAUCAUAUUAAUGCAGAUUACAAGUAUACUUCGGUUGGUCCAGAUCACAUAAGGAGUUUUAUGGCAGAAAUGACAAUUUAUGUCAAGCAACUGGGACGAAGUGUAACUGGUCGUGAAACUGGAUCAAACAAACGAGUAGCUUCAAGAAGUUGCGCUUUGUCUAUUGUUCGUCAAUUGUAUCAUUUAGGUGUUCUUGAAGCUUUUAAUGGUACAUUAAAGAAAAAUAAAACAUCUGACCAGAUAAAACCUUAUCCUGUGAAAAUUUCACCAGAUCUGGACGAACAGAUUAAGGAUGUUUUAACAAAACUAAAUAUAACACCAAUUAAAGUCGAAAUGCCAGCAACAGAUCAAGAUAAGGAAGAGAAAGAUGAGACUUCAACGACUGCUGGGGUGUCUUUGUUAACAAAUCAAGUUUUGGACGACUUUAUAUCUUCUAUGCCACAACCUGCUGGUGUGGUAAGUUGGUCGCCACCUCAGCCAAAUUGGAAUCCAUGGACCGGAUGUAAUAUCGACGAAGGACCAUUAGCGACAAUGUCUCUGGAUAAAUUGUCGGAAGAUUUGAUGGGAGAACAACGCGAGAAGUUACAGAAUAACGCCAGCUUACAGGCAAGCAUAAAAGAAAGAUCUAAUCUCCCCGUUUAUUCAAUGAGAAAUGACAUCAUGAACGCCAUCAACGACCAUCCGAUCAUUAUUAUACGCGGAAAUACGGGAUGUGGCAAAACCACGCAGGUUUGUCAAUUUAUUCUGGAUGAUUACAUCGCAUCUGGCCAAGGAGCAUAUUGCAGCAUAGUUGUCACUCAACCUCGAAGAAUUUCCGCCGUUUCUGUAGCCGACAGAGUCGCAGCCGAGAGAUGCGAGACUUUGGGACAAUCGGUCGGGUAUUCUGUGAGAUUUGAAUCUUGUUUGCCGAGACCAUACGGCAGCAUAAUGUUUUGCACUGUGGGUGUACUCUUGAGAAAACUAGAGGGUGGCCUCAGAGGCGUAUCGCACGUAAUCGUCGACGAGAUUCAUGAACGCGAUGUCAAUUCGGAUUUUAUUCUGGUUGUGCUAAGAGACAUGAUUCAUCUCUAUCCUGAUCUUAGAAUUAUUCUGAUGUCGGCUACAAUUGACACGACGCUGUUCAGUGAAUAUUUCAACAAAUGUCCCGUCGUGAACGUUCCCGGCAGAUCUUAUCCCGUGCAACAAUAUUUUCUGGAAGAUUGUAUAGAGCUGACCCACUUUGUACCGCCGAUAGCUUCCGGGAAACGCAAGUCUAAAGAUUCGGACGAAGCACCGAUGGAUGGGGAGCAAGAGGAAAAUUUGAACAAAGUCAUCGACAAUAGAUAUUCUAUUCAGACAAAGAACGCCAUGGCGCAAUUGUCGGAAAGAGAGAUAUGCUUUGAGUUAAUAGAAACUUUGCUGGUUUACAUCAGCAAACAGAAUAUUCCGGGUGCUGUUUUGAUCUUCCUUCCUGGUUGGACCUUGAUAUUUACCUUGAUGAGACAGCUUCAGCAACAUCCGGUGUUUGGCGGUUCUUCAUAUUGCAUAAUUCCGCUACAUUCCUCACUUCCGAGAGAAGAUCAGCGUAAAGUUUUUGAUCCCGUACCGCCUAGUGUAACCAAAAUCAUAUUGUCCACGAAUAUUGCCGAAACUUCGAUUACGAUCAACGACGUCGUCUACGUCAUAGAUUCCUGUAAAGCCAAAAUGAAGUUUUUCACUUCUCACAACAAUAUGACCAAUUACGCGACUGUUUGGGCUAGCAAAACGAAUCUGGAACAACGGAAAGGUAGAGCGGGUCGUGUUAAGCCCGGCUUCUGUUUUCAUCUGUGCUCGAAAACUCGAUUUGACAAAAUGGAUGAACACAUGACACCAGAAAUGUUCAGAACGCCUUUGCACGAACUGGCAUUGAGCAUCAAGCUCUUAAGAUUAGGCAAUAUUGGACAAUUCUUAUCGAAGGCGAUCGAGCCACCGCCUAUCGAUGCCGUGAUCGAAGCCGAAGUUAUAUUAAGAGAAAUGAAAUGUCUGGACAAGAAUGACGAAUUAACGCCUCUCGGCAAGAUCUUGGCACGUUUACCGAUAGAACCGCGUCUAGGGAAAAUGAUGAUCCUGGGCUGUAUGUUCCGCGUAGGCGACGCUCUCUCAACAAUGGCCGCGAACAGCGCUACGUUUCCAGAGGUGUAUAACACGAGUCCUGACAUGAGAAGGCUCAGCGCUCAACAAAAGGCGUUUGCCGGUGCGAGAUACAGCGAUCACGUUGCCAUGUUCCAUGCUUUUCAGGCCUGGGAAGAGGCGAGAGGCGGCGGUGAAUAUGCGGAACAGAUGUUUUGCGAGUCAAAAAACUUGAACAUGCCAACUUUACGGAUAACGCUUGAAGCUAAGAAUCAAUUACAAGGGUUGCUGCAAAAUGCUGGUUUUCCGGAAGAAACUCUAUGUCCGGUCCCGUUGAAUUAUCAAGCGCCCGCCGAUCCGCGUCUCGAUACCAUUACCGCGCUGUUAUGUAUGGGUCUUUAUCCCAAUGUCUGUUAUCACAUGGAUAAACGAAAAGUUCUGACCACGGAAUCAAAGGCGGCGUUGAUUCACAAGAUAUCAGUAAACUGCAACAUCUUUGAACAAAAGUUUCCAUUCCCAUUCUUCGUGUUCAACGAAAAGCUUCGUUCGAGAGUUGUAUCGUGCAAACAAUUGACUAUGGUAUCGCCUAUUCACUUGUUGCUAUUCGGAUCUCGAAAAGUUGACUACGUGGACGGCAUGAUUAGGUUGGAUAAUUGGAUAAAUUUGGACAUGAAUCCGCAGCACGCAGCAGCCAUAGUUGCUUUACGACCUGCUCUAGAGAGUCUUGUAGUCAGGGCGUCUAAAAAUCCAGAAACAAUUCUAGAGUUGAGCCCUACUGAGGAAGAGGUGCUGAGUGUGAUUAAAACAUUAUGUGGCAUGAACGCUGGCCGUUAUGAGAUGGAACAAGUAACUGGCGGCAGUUUUCACCAGUCUACUCGACGCUGGGGUUCUACAAGUAGCCUUCUUGACAAGGGUCCUCGUCCGCCAAAAAUGAUACGAGGAAAUGACAACGGUCCACCUUCUUCACCAAAUAUGAUGCGUGGACCACCGCCACCACCACCUAUGUACAACAAUAAUCAACGGGGUGGUUAUCGGGACGGUUUCAGUGGGUCGUACAAUAGAAAUUACAACAGACCUUGGCAAGGCGGUCGUGGAGGAAACUGGAAUAACAGUGGAUAUCGCAGAAAUUACUAAAUGUUUCACAAAUAAUACAUAUAUUUAUAUACAUAUAUACAUGUUGUUACUCUAUAAUUUUUCUUUUAAAAAAACUUUAUUCAAUCUUAACACAGCAAACACGCAAUAUUUAUGAUUUAUCAAUAUAUUGAUGCUUAUCACUGUUCUUAUUAUUCGAAACAACAUUAAGUUUAUGUAUUUGUAUUUAUAGAUAGAUGUGAGAAGUUUUUAUCUUAUUCAUAUACAAAAGAUGCACAUAUUAUGAAUAUUACUUGGUUAUAGUGUACAACAAUAUGUGACGUAGUUCGUGAUAUUAUUCAAGUAAAUUUAAGUAAUAAUAUAUGUGUAAAAUUGUAUGCACAUUUGUAGAACAAGUUUUGGAUAAUAU
This is a messenger RNA of Pseudomyrmex gracilis, 4289 nucleotides long. It is a transcript of the gene mle, whose product is annotated as dosage compensation regulator. The coding region runs from base 173 to 3922 and encodes 1249 amino acids. Gene Ontology annotation, cellular component: nucleolus; ribonucleoprotein complex; intracellular anatomical structure. Gene Ontology annotation, molecular function: 3'-5' DNA helicase activity; ATP binding; double-stranded RNA binding. Lineage: Eukaryota; Metazoa; Arthropoda; Insecta; Hymenoptera; Formicidae. The transcript has 9 exons. The record is from RefSeq and is a predicted model, not a curated record. Gene Ontology annotation, biological process: regulation of mRNA processing; positive regulation of transcription by RNA polymerase II.